Cooperia oncophora is the source of this 1590-nucleotide messenger RNA. Lineage: Eukaryota; Metazoa; Nematoda; Chromadorea; Rhabditida; Trichostrongylidae. The record is from the annotation of a GenBank genome assembly.
AUGACUCUCCCAAAAAGAAAGCACCACCCAAAAAACCAGCAGGGGAGAAGAAAGCUCCAGCAAAACCAAAGGAGCCUAAAGGAGCCGAAGGAGCAUAAAGAAAAGAAAGAGAAGAUAGCUGAUAUAUCAAUGACGAUGACAGAAGAGGAUAGGAAUGUGUUCACGAAUAUCGACCAAGCUUCCAACAAAGGGAAGAAAUUGGCUAUUGAGGAUAUUUAUCAGAAGAAAUCGCAACUCGAACACAUCUUGCUUCGUCCUGAUACCUACAUCGGAUCUGUGGAAUAUACAGAGAAGACAGUACCCACAUUCCUUCCCAUCUCCGCGAUAUGGGGUGCACACCCUGUGAGAUGUAGUUAUUCACUGUUUGACUCCGUAAGUAAUGGAACCGUUCCAUCUGCUUUCAGGGCAAAGAAUCAAGUUUCUAUUUUCAAUAACGGCAAAGGAAUACCCGUUGUGCACCACAAGGUGGAGAAUAUGUACGUACCAGAAAUGAUCUUCGGAACACUGCUGACGUCUUCGAAUUACGACGACAGUGAGAGAAAAGUUACUGGUGGUCGUAAUGGAUACGGAGCCAAGCUUUGCAACAUAUUCUCAACUGAAUUUACUCUUGAAACCUCAUCAAAAGAGUACGGGAAAGCCUUCAAGCAGACGUGGAUCAACAACAUGACCAAAGACAAAGAGCCUCAGAUUGUAAAGGCUACGGGCGAUGACUACACAAAGAUCACAUUUAAACCGGACUUGAAAAAGUUCAAAAUGUCGGAACUGGACGACGAUAUCAUCGCCAAAACGUUGGCUGUCUCGGGUCUCGGUGUGGUUGGCCGUGAUCGCUACGGAGUAUUUCCCCUUCGUGGUAAACUGCUUAACGUUCGUGAAGGAAACAUCAAACAGGAUCAAGACGGUUCUCACAUCAAAGGACUGGUGAUCAACUUCAUCCACCACAACUGGCCAAGCCUUAUUCAACGGAAUUUUGUUGAGGAGUUCAUCACUCCCAUCGUUAAGGCAUCGAAGGGAAAAGAGGAACUUUCGUUCUUCUCAAUACCUGAAUACAAUGAGUGGAGAAAUAAUACUGAAAACUGGAAAUCGUAUAAGAUCAAGUACUACAAAGGAUUGGGUACUUCGACCUCAAAAGAGGCGAAGGAAUACUUUUCUGAUAUGGUUCGUCAUCGCAUCAAGUUCAAAUAUGGUGGAGUCGAAGACGAUAAUGCUGUGGAUAUGGCCUUUUCUAAGAAAAAGAUAGAAGAACGAAAAGACUGGCUGACCAAGUGGAUGGCAGAAAAGAAGGAACGGCGCGCGAGAGGAUUAGAAGAAGAGUACCUUUAUAAUAAGGACACUCGUGCGGUUACCUUCAGUGACUUCGUUAAUAAGGAAUUGGUUCUCUUCUCAAAUACUGACAAUGAGCGGUCAAUUCCCAGUCUGGUUGAUGGAUUCAAACCUGGUCAACGAAAGGUGAUGUUCGCUUGCUUCAAGCGUGCCGAUAAGCGCGAGGUGAAAGUAGCACAGUUAGCUGGUGCAGUUGGAGAGCUCUCUGCUUACCAUCAUGGUGAAAUGUCAUUGAUGGGUACGAUCAUCAACUUGGCUCAGGUUUGUUGA